Molecule: messenger RNA, 4334 nt
Organism: Morus notabilis
Lineage: Eukaryota; Viridiplantae; Streptophyta; Magnoliopsida; Rosales; Moraceae
Exons: 9
Coding region: 162-3935 (1257 amino acids)
Biological process (GO): protein phosphorylation; signal transduction
Cellular component (GO): cytoplasm
Molecular function (GO): protein binding; protein kinase activity; ATP binding
Source: RefSeq, a predicted model, not a curated record
UUUUGAUUUUGGGUGGGAUUGGAGAGAAGAACAUAUCAGUAAGGAACCGAUUCUGAAGCUAGGGCGAUGAUUUGCAAGUCUCUUGACAGGGAGAUCAGGUUACAUGUUCUUGAUUUCUGGGUCGAAAGGAUAUAGCAGCUCAAAGCUGAGAAGUGUUCUUUAUGGCGCUAAACAGGCCUGACAACUUGUUUGAUUCCAUGACCAAUGAGGUUCCUGGUCCAUCGGGUCGUUGGAUCGGCCAAGAAUCAACCCCGAUUGUUCCAACUGUGAUAAAGAAUGUACAUAACAACAUCUCUGUACAGACUGGCGAGGAAUUUUCCAAGGAGUUUCUUCAAGAUCGUCUUCCGGUGAGGAGAGUUACUGCGGUAGCUGAUAUGGUCCAGGACCGGGAAAAGAAGGCUGGGAUUAAUGGUAAUCAGAACUCUCAACUGGCCUAUGAGGACCUUACUCGUAUCCUGGGGUUGAGGAGAAUGGAUUCAGAGUGUGCUUCUGAAACAUCUGAAUUUGUCUCUGCAAAAGGGUCUUCUAAAGAGGUUGAUGUUGAAGCUUAUGUUGAUAAACGAAGCAGAAGCAACAAGGAGAAUGGUGAUAACGGACAUGGAUUAAGGAAGGCUUUCAGUGACCUGAAUUGUGACCAGACUGGUGGAACCAAUGUUCCACCCAGCUACAAAUCUGAAUCCCCUAAUUCCAACAACAUUAACGGCUCAGGAGUAUCAGAUGGCUCACAGUCUGGGAAGGUAAAAUUUCUCUGCAGUUUUGGUGGAAAAAUUUUGCCGAGGCCUAGUGAUGGGAGAUUGAGAUAUGUUGGGGGAGAGACGCGUAUUGUCUCCAUCAGGAAAAAUAUUUCAUGGGAUGAGCUUGUCAAGAAAACUUCCAGCAUUUGCAACGAACCACAUGUCAUAAAGUACCAGCUUCCAGGUGAGGAUCUUGAUGCUCUUAUUUCAGUGUCUUCUGAUGAGGAUCUUCAAAAUAUGAUAGAGGAAUACAAUGGGAUUGAAAGGCAAGAUGGUUCUCAGAGGCUGCGGAUCUUUUUGAUUCCCUUGGGUGAAUCUGAAAAUGCAUCUCUUGAGGCAAGCACCAAACAGCAGAACAAUCAAGACUACCAAUAUGUUGCUGCUGUGAAUGGGAUGGUAGACCCUAGUCCUAGGGCAGGAGAGGAAGCAAGUCAAGUGGGAGCUAAGACUUCCCAAUUUCCUACAGAGGUUAAUAGCGAUUCUAAUGCCUUGAAUCCUAAUAAGUUUUCAGAAUCCCUGAAUAUAAAUGUAUCCCCAACUCAAUCUCCUCCAUUUUCUCCAGUUCUAUGCCCUCAAGGAGACUCCAAGAAUAUUCAGAAAAAAUCACAUGGUAAUAAUAGCUCGCAUAGAGGUAGUAAUGAGAGCAACUGCUCUCUCGUGAUUACACAAUUACCACUUCAGAACUCCAGCACUAAUAUUGGCAGGGUAAAUCCAGAGGCAGUAAGUUUGAUGAAUUAUCACCAGCCUAGUUUUACGCAGUUAGAGCAGUUGCAUGGAGGAAAAUUUCAGGACCACAAUCCCAGCAAAGAGUUUAUAAGACCUUCAGCUGUUGGUCAAAAUGAUGGCGAGUUUGAUAUAUUCUCCCAUGACAAACAAGUGCACAAGGAAAGGAUAUUUCAUUCUGAAAAGCCAAGUACUCGCCCAGAAGAUUUAACAGGUUUAUUGUCAGACUAUGGUGAUUCUCAUCAGGGAAUGCCACAUGCGUUUUCUGAUUCGAAACUGCAAGAGAGCGGAAGGAAGUCUGCAUACUGUUCACAAGAAGGAGUGAGCGCAUCACCUCCCUUGGCCUAUGCAAAGGCUCAGUUGUCUUUGCUACUGAACUCAGGUGCCCUGCAAGAAACGACGUCCCAAUUGCAUGGCAACAUUAAUGUUCUCAAUCCUAUACAAACCAACUUACUUGAUGAUGAGUCCGUUGGAUUGCAAGGUAGAAAUUUGUCAAAUUCUUCUAUGUCUAUAGAAUCAAUGGGCUGGAAUGAACCUACUCUCAAGGGUACUGGUGACAUUCAUAACAGUUUCCAAACAGCUAAAGACAACCUUAGUGAAUCUAAUUCCACGUUACUGGAUCAGUCUGAGGAAGAUUCUUUGAGUUUGGGAAUGGUUAAGAGGCGUGAUGAGAAAAAUCCUUUCUUGGAUCAAGAUGAAAAGGUUUGUGAAGGAAGUUUAGCUGCAGCUGGAAUGGAAUGCACGAACAAUUUGGACCGUCUUACCCCAAAUCCAAGUACAAUUUUUACUAUUGGCUCUCAGGAGAGGCUUCCUGUAUCCUCAGGCAUUGAUUUAUUGCCUUUGGUAGAUGGCUUGACGGAGCAUCCCAAAAAACCCCAAUGUGACAAUACUCUCUCUGAACUCCUUCCCAUGAGUCAAAAAAAUGCUGCUGAUCAGGAUUGUGCUAUGAAUGGGAAAAUGGACGGUCAACAAAGCAAUGUUGUGGAGGCUAUGAACUCUGAAGUUUCAAGCUUAUAUCCAACUGCCGGACAACCCCAUCAUGGUCUAAACCCUUUGGGUGAUCUUUUGACUGGAUUAUGCAGUGAUCCGGUACUCCGUGAACCUACACAGCUUCAUCCUGUUGCUAGUAAUGUGAUUUCUGAACCCAUGCUGACAACCUCUGUAAAUUUGUUUCAAUUACCACUUAAUGCUGGUCCUGGUAUAAGCUCCAAUUUGCCAAAGAGUGACCAGGUGGUGCAAAAUCCAAGCCAAGAUAGUGCAGUUAAGCGAGAGGUUUCCCUCCUUGAUAUGGACUUUGUAAGCUACCCCAAUCAGAAUUUCGAAGAGAUUGACUUUGGAGUUUCUACUGAUUUGAAGUCUAACAUGGAAGAUAUCACGUUGGUGCAAAUGAAUCUUUCUAGUAAUCAUAACAAUCCGUCAGUGGCAGUGACGCAAUAUGUUACGGAUGAAACCAGUGGUGAUGCUAUAUCCCCUGCUGCAACAGAGGUAGAUAGCAUUGUUCCAGAGACUGAUUCUGAGGAUGCCAAAACUGACGGAGACAAGAAUGAACCAUUUAGUGAUGCAAUGAUAGCUGAAAUGGAAGCCAGCAUCUAUGGCUUACAGAUUAUAAGAAAUGCUGAUCUUGAAGAACUACGAGAGUUGGGAUCCGGUACAUAUGGUACCGUUUAUCAUGGAAAAUGGAGGGGAUCAGAUGUUGCUAUAAAGAGAAUUAAGAAGAGCUGUUUUUCUGGGAGAUCUUCCGAGCAAGAACGAUUGACAAAAGACUUCUGGAGAGAGGCACAGAUCCUCUCAAACCUUCAUCAUCCAAAUGUGGUUGCAUUUUACGGGGUAGUACCAGAUGGAACUGGAGGAACCUUGGCAACCGUAACUGAGUAUAUGGUGAAUGGAUCACUUAGGCAUGUCCUACUCAAGAAGGAUAGAUCACUUGAUCGUCGUAGAAAGCUUAUAAUUGCCAUGGAUGCAGCAUUCGGCAUGGAAUACUUGCACUCAAAGAAUAUUGUCCAUUUUGAUUUGAAAUGUGAUAACUUGUUAGUCAACCUAAGGGAUCCACAACGACCUAUAUGCAAGGUUGGAGAUUUUGGAUUGUCGAGAAUCAAACGCAAUACUCUGGUAUCUGGUGGAGUGCGAGGAACGCUUCCAUGGAUGGCACCGGAACUUUUAAAUGGUAGCAGCAGCCGGGUUUCUGAGAAGGUUGAUGUUUUCUCAUUUGGCAUUUCGAUGUGGGAGAUAUUGACCGGGGAAGAACCUUAUGCAAAUAUGCAUUGUGGUGCGAUCAUUGGGGGGAUUGUGAAGAACACUCUCCGACCUCCUAUUCCCGAACGCUGUGAUCCUAAUUGGAGGAAGCUAAUGGAAGAGUGCUGGUCGCCGGAACCUGAAAGUCGGCCAUCAUUCACCGAGAUUACUAACAGGUUGCGGUCUAUGUCUAUUGCGCUUCAAGCAAAGGCACAGAACAACACGACAAGAGUGGUCAAAGCCUAACAUGUCCCGGUGAGUAAACAAACGUAAAUAUGUAUAUGCACAGCACAAGAGUUCCAACUUCAUUUACCUGGGCUCGUCGAUAAGCCUCAUUGAAUAGUAAUUGGGCUGUGGAUCAGCAAUUUUGUUGGGGGACCGUCCUUGCAAUUUAAUGGGUCUAUUGUUUUUCUUCUUCCCCCAAUGUUUAUAAAAGAUGUGUUCAUUUGUUUAUUCUUUGUCCUCUACAUAAAAACAUCAGAUCAGAGUAGCGAGUGAUGCAGAGACGAUCUAGAGCCUUUUUGUUUAGUUUAGUAUCACGUUUUUCUUUUCCUUUUUUUUUUUUUUCUGGAGAAACGCGUCCAUAUUAUAUUAUGUAUAUAUACACGGAAAAACAUAAGAGUAUCAUUGCUAGUUUAUGUGCUC